Messenger RNA from Tripterygium wilfordii, 2076 nucleotides. RefSeq names its product 1-aminocyclopropane-1-carboxylate oxidase homolog 1-like. The transcript has 4 exons. Lineage: Eukaryota; Viridiplantae; Streptophyta; Magnoliopsida; Celastrales; Celastraceae. The coding region runs from base 563 to 1837 and encodes 424 amino acids. The record is from RefSeq and is a predicted model, not a curated record.
UGAGAAGCUUUGUGCAUGUCAUGCACCAACUAUACCAACUACCAAGCGGAGUUUAAAAUUUUUUAGGGCGGGGAAUGAAGAAUGGAAGAAAAUGUGUUCGGUGAUUCUACUUUGUUUCCUUGUUCCUGAUAGAGAAUUUAAGUUUUUUUCUUGGGUUAGGUUGUUGAUGUGUGUUUUAGCAUUUCCUUUAUAGUUGGAGUCCAUGAGUUGUCAAUUAUGGAAGGAAACUUGUCCAUUAAACUGCAAGUGUUCGAUCAAAUGCCUCAACCAUUUGCAUCACAUGGUGUAUGUAUGCGUUUUUGCAGCUUAUCAUUAUAGGCUUGGAUUAGCAGCUAUCCAUGGUGCCAGACUGCCAGUUAAAUAUCAUAGGAACUUCAAAUAUCAUUCUGUACUAGGUUCAUCAUUUUCUGACUUACUUGCAAAAACUUCAGUUCAUGUUCUCUCUAUUCUAAUUAAUAGAUCUCCUACUCUCUCUUCCAUUCCUUUCACUAUUUUUUCAAGAUUUAUUUCUCAACAGCAUACUUGGUCAUGAUGGGACAUUCUUUCACUCGUGAAGAAAGGGAUGCUUUAUCAAUUACAGAGACAGAUCCGCACUUUGGCAGCUCGUAAGUUGGCAAACCUUUCGUGUGGAAUUCUCUCUUAUUUCUCAUAUGUUUUAUGCAUUUGUUGCUGGCAUCACUUCUCACAACAGCAACUAGCAGCUGCAGCUUAUCAUCCCUUCCUAAUCAAAAUUGCUGACAUGGAAGUCCUUACUUGUGUCCAAGACAAAUCAACCAUGGAUAGGAAGGAGUUUGAUGCAACAAAAGCUGGUGUUAAAGGACUUCUAGAGUCCGGCAUCACAAAGAUACCUAAAUUUUUCAUCCGUCCAUCACUGGAAACUGUGGCGAAGUCAUCUUGCAAGUUCAGCGAUAUCAGCCUUCGUAUUCCACUUAUAGACCUUGCUGGCUUUGAAAGUAGUAAAAGGAAGGAUAUAAUUGAUGAAAUAUGUGAAGCAUCCGAAAAAUGGGGUGUCUUUCAAUUGAUCAAUCAUGGGAUUCCAAUUAGUGUCUUGGAUGAGAUGAUUGCUGCUACCAAAAGAUUUCAUGAGCAACCAAAUGAGGUGAAGAAGGAGCUGUACUCGCGUGAUCUUGAGAAAUCAGUGAAGUACUACAGCAACGGUGAUCUCUUUUCACGUAAAGGAGCUGCAGAUUGGACGGAUAUCUUGGCCUUUGAUUUUGACGAUGGUAUAGUGGACCCUGCAGCCGUUCCUCAAUUAUGCAGAGAUGCAGUGACAGAAUAUGUGGGACACAUGGUUGAACUUAAGAAUACAUUAUCUGAACUCCUCUCAGAGGCUCUGGGACUUAGCAGUGACUAUCUUGCAAAAAUGGAAUGCAUGGAGUAUCCACCGAUACGUUGCCACUACUACCCCGCUUGCCCUGAGCCAAAUGGCGUGCUUGGCUCAGUCGAGCAUACGGACCCAGAUUUUAUGACUAUAGUCCUGCAGGACAAUGUUGGUGGUCUUCAAGUUGUUCAACAAAAUAUGUGGGUUGAUGUGUCCCCUGUUCCAGGAGCUCUGAUUGUCAACAUGGGUGACUUUAUGCAGCUUAUCACCAAUGAUAAAUUCAUCAGCGUCCAGCACAGAGUUCAAUUUAGACAGACCGGCCCAAGAGUGUCAAUUGUUUGCUUCUUCUAUCCUUCUUCAACAAAUCUGUAUAAACACUUUGGGCCUAUAGAGGAGCUUCUAUUCGACCAAGAACCGAUAUACAGAGAAACUAGUGUUAUGGAAUACGUCGAUAAAUACAAUUCUAAUGGAGGACCUGGCAGCAAUCCAUGCCUACCACUUUUUAAACUAGUGUAAGGGAUUGCUAGCCGGAUUGAGUGAUGCAUGGAUGCUUAUGAAAGCCGGAUUGAGUGAUGCAUGGAUGCUUAUGAAACAAUGUCGAAACCUAAAAUAUGUAACAAAUUUCAGCUUCUCAUGUAUGUUGUCUGUUGUCUAAAUUGUCAGAACCUAUAUGUAUAUGUAGCUGUUAUAUAUUUGUAAUAUGGUCUAUCUUUUCUCUGUUUAGAGGAAUGAGUUGUAAUAAAGAAUAUAUUAAG